CGCUGGGGGAGGGGCGUAGCGGUGGGUGGUGCUGGUCACGCCAGUGUUUGGGGUCUGGGCGCUGCAGCUGCGAGCAGGCCGGGCGGGCCGAUGCGGACCUCAGAGCUGGCGGGAGGCGAGUGGCGGCCUCGGCGCCCGUGACUACUGCCUGCGUCCCGGUAAGACCAUGAAUUAUGGAAUUUCCUAAAUGAAGCAUUCAGGAGUGGAAUGAGAGAAUGUCACAUAGAAAAUAAAUGAUUUUUAAGUUAUGUCUAUUAAUUUGACUCUAGAUAUAUAUAUUUACUUCCUUAAUAAUGCAAGAAGUCUUCGUGGGAAACAGAGAAGCAAACAGUUGCCUUUUGUGUGUUCUAAACAGUAUUGGUGCAUGAACCAUGUCAGUGUGCAGAGAGAGUUUCACACAAGUAAGAAAAGCUGUAAAUGGAAUAGAAGUGAAGCACAUUGCAGCAAACACUGGCGCUCUCCAAGCAACCAUGGCUUUCACAUUGGAAUUGUGAGACUUAGCACUUCUGCUCCCAAGGGACUUACAAAAGUGAGCAUUCAUAUGUCCCGUAUUAAAAGUACUUUGAAUUCAGUUUCAAAGGCUAUUUUUGGCAGUCAAAAUGAAAUGGUUACACGGUUAGCUCAAUUUAAGCCAAGUUCUCGAAUAUUAAGAAAAGUAUCAGAUAAGGGAUGGUUAAAACAAAAAAAUGUUAAGCAAGCCAUCGAGUCUCUGAAAAACUAUAGUGAUAAAUCAGCAGGAAAGAAUUCUUUUGCAGAACAGAAAAGUUACUUUGCAGAUAAAGAAGAAGAUUCAGGUAAACCUAGCCUUUUCCAUUACACAUACGGUAUAACCACCAGAUUUGGAGAGUCAUUCUCCGUUUUAGCGAGUCAUAUUAAUUCCUAUUUCAAAAGCAAGGAAAAAAUGCCUCAAACAAAGGAAGAUAAACAGCUUCAGGACAAGCCAGACCUUGAAGAAAGGAAAUCCAGUUCUCCAGGCCCUGACACCGUGGCAGACAGGCCAGACUUGGAAUCCCCCCUAGAUGUUAAAGACAAACUUUCCAGCCCAACCCAGAUGCCUGAGGCUCACCCAGUGUCUGCAAAACAAAGUAUUGCUAACUUCCUUUCUCGUCCCACUGAAGGCGUACAAGCCUUAGUCGGUGGUUACAUUGGUGGACUUGUACCCAAAUUAAAGUCUGACCCCAAGAGUCUGCCUGAAGAACAGGAAGUGCCUGCUAAAACAGAGCAGGCUGUUAGCAAAGACAAGAAGGCAGAGGAGAAAAAGCGCGUGCUACUUCAGCAAGAAAAGAUUAUUGCAAGAGUGAGUAUUGAUAACAGAACUCGAGCCUUAGUUCAGGCCUUAAGAAGAACAGCCGACCCAAAGCUCUGUAUUACUAGGGUUGAAGAACUGACUUUUCAUCUUUUAGAAUUUCCUGAAGGAAAAGGAGUGGCUAUCAAGGAAAAAAUUAUUCCAUAUUUAUUACGGCUGAGACAAGUUAAGGAUGAAACUCUUCAGGCUGCAGUUAGAGAAAUUUUGGCUUUAAUUGGUUAUGUAGAUCCAGUGAAAGGCAGAGGAAUCCGAAUCCUCACGAUUGAUGGUGGAGGAACAAGAGGUGUGGUUGCUCUCCAGACUCUGAGGAAGUUGGUUGAACUUACUCAGAAGCCGAUUCAUCAGCUUUUCGAUUACAUCUGCGGAGUAAGCACAGGGGCCAUAUUAGCAUUUAUGCUGGGAUUGUUUCACAUGCCACUGGAUGAAUGUGAGGAACUCUAUCGAAAGUUGGGCUCGGAUGUGUUCACACAGAAUGUCAUUGUCGGGACCGUCAAAAUGAGUUGGAGCCAUGCGUUUUAUGACAGUAACACGUGGGAAAAGAUCCUUAAGGAUAGAAUUGGAUCUGCACUAAUGAUUGAAACAGCAAGAAACCCCGCAUGUCCUAAGGUAGCUGCUAUAAGUACCAUAGUAAACAGAGGACAAACACCAAAAGCUUUUGUGUUCAGAAACUAUGGUCAUUUUCCUGGCACCAACUCUCACUAUUUAGGAGGCUGUCAGUAUAAAAUGUGGCAGGCCAUAAGAGCCUCAUCAGCUGCUCCAGGCUACUUUGCAGAAUAUGCGCUGGGGAGUGAUCUUCAUCAAGAUGGAGGUUUGCUUCUGAAUAACCCUUCGGCCCUGGCCCUUCAUGAAUGUAAAUGCAUCUGGCCAGAUACCCCACUCGAGUGUAUAGUAUCCUUGGGUACAGGACGGUAUGAGAGUGAUGUGAGGAAUACCUCAACAUACACGAGCCUGAAGACCAAGCUCUCUAAUGUUAUCAGCAGUGCUACAGAUACAGAGGAAGUCCAUAUCAUGCUUGAUGGCCUGUUGCCUUCUGACACGUAUUUUAGAUUUAAUCCUGUGAUAUGUGAAAACAUACCCCUAGAUGAAAGCCGGGAUGAAAAACUGGACCAGCUUCAGCUGGAAGGGAUGAAGUAUAUAGAAAGAAAUGAUCAAAAGAUGAAAAAAGUUGCAAAAAUAUUAAGUCAAGAAAAAACAACUCUUCAGAAGAUCAAUGAUUGGAUAAAAUUAAAAAGUGACAUGUAUGAAGGCCUUCCAUUUUUUUCAAAAUUGUGAGUAGGGUACACAUGUGUUCUCAUAAGUGAAGGCCAUCAAAAGAUCCACCAGUUUAGAGAGAAACGGUGUGAUUCAACAUGAGUUUUCUAUAGGACACUUAGUGAGUUAUCCUGAAUCAGAUAAUGCUUUGAACAGCUCGAUCCUCAUGGAAGAUAUGAUUGGUAACACAAGUUAUGUGGGAAUUAGGUAUUAAGAUGUUCAUAACCUUUAGGCAUUUUAUUACUGUGCUAGUGGUUUUAGUAUCUAUUGGUCUUAAGUUGUUUACUGUUUGAAUGUUGUAAUAUAUGUGCCAAACAAGAAAUGGGGGAUGUUACACUUCAGCCUUUGCUUUUACUCGUUUCAAUCAUGUGGAAUUUGUGUGACUUGAUUUUCUUUCAUGUCUUUCCAUUUACACUACUUAGCAUUUCACUAGGUGCGCCCACAAUCCAUGUGUUACUUUUCACUGUAAUAAUCACUGAAAGAGAUAUAGGAAAUGGGAUUUUCUUUAUUAAAAUACAUUUAUGUUUGAAAUAUGAAAAAACUGGACAGUUUUCUAUUCAAAAAGAUUGAAGAAUUUCCAGUGAACUAACUUUUUCUUGAAAUUUCAAGAUAAUGUUCACUUUUGUAGAUCAAAUGCUCUUAUCAUUUCCUGUUACAGAAUUGAUUAUUCAAUUUUACUGAGAAAAUAUUCUUAUCAUUAACAAAAAUAAAUUAUUGAAGUGACCAAUUGUUCAAGGCUAAUGCCAUUUUAACGUUUUUAUUUUAAUUGCUCAUAAUGGUUGCCUGGUUUCUUGUAGCAUUUAUGAAGAAAUAUUAGUCUAGUUAGAUUUACAAAAGUUGAACAUGGUGCCAUAGGUAUUAUUCACUGUAUUAUUUCCCUUGUAAAUCUUUAUAUUGAAUUGAAAAUUUUUAUGAAAAGUUAAUCAAGGUGUAUAUCCUUUGCUUACUACACAUAACUAACAGUGCUGCUUCUGUUGUCAUAGUGCUUGUGAGAGCGGGGAGUGGUUGAGAAUGUGGGAGGUAGUCGGCUGAGUAGCCAGCCCCUGUGCAUGACCUUGAAGACAGUGGACAGCUUGUAAGAUUCAGCUCUUUGAUUCAUAAAAGGACGAAAGCUAGUUGUCAAAUUUCGUUUCUUCUCCUUUAUUUUUUAAGAACUAGAUCAAUAAGCUCCCAGUUAUUUCAGAAGAUAAUCUAAACACUUCCUUUUAGCUUUUAAAUACAAACAAACUUCUAUGUAACCAGACUGACUUAUGAAAAAUAGAAGCUAAUGGUAAUCUGCACGGUCUGGGAUUCUCUGUGAUAGCAGAUUUCAAGCACAAGCUACUCUGUGGCCCAUGUGAGUGUGCUCUUGUUCUCACCUGGUAUAGAUAGUUCAUGCUUUGCCACCUAAAUCCACUCUUCCUGGUUUGUGCUUUGCGAGUCAUUGCUAAGGGUACUCAGGUCGGGCCACAGUGUUUUUGUUCAGCCACAUAUUGGGUGCCACGUAUGAACUUUCCUUCUAACAAAGCAUGGCCAUUUGUAUGUUAUACAGGGUUUUGUUUAUUCUUGUCUCCAUUGGUAGCUGAUACUGGUUAUCCAAAGAACUGAGUAAGUCCCUGAUACAACCUUUAUUUUAUAAAGAAGGAAGUGCUCUUUGCCCAAAAAUCAUUCUAAAAGCAGCCUAUAAAAGAGAGACAUAGAAAUGAGUUUUUAGUCUUACGCAGAUUAUGAAGUAUUAUUUUGAUCUCAGACCUUGCUGACUGUUUGAGAAAUCAAUUUUUAAAAAUAAAUAACAGAUACUAUUCUUUAUUAAGCAUCAAAACUUGGAGUUGUCUGUAGAGGCCACAGGAGUAGAGAGUACUGUGGCUAGGUCAGAGUCAGCACUGCUCUCCUCCCUCCCUUCCUCCCUCCCCCAAUACCUUUUGAUCCAUGAGAAAUUAGACAUCAUAGAAAGCUUUUGACUGGAAAAGAGGUCGCAAAAGCCUGAAUGCAUUCUGAGAGGUUUCAGGACUCUUCCAACCUUGGUAACAGGAGGGAGCAGCUCACAGUCACUUUCCUUCCUUUUAUUCAUGAUACAGCUUGCAGACAUAGCUAGGACCCUUAAAAUUUGAGAUCCAAAAUUUGUCCUAACUCACUGUGUACUAGAAAUAGUUUUAAUCAUAGCAGGGAAUGGUUGAGCACGCCUGUAAUCAAAACACAGGAAAAGCUGCAUCAGGAUGAUCAGGAGCUCAACACUAGCCUGGGACCCAUAACUACUCUGAGUUAAGCUCAACUACAUAGUGAGUUCUGGGCCAGCCUGGGCUACAGUACAAAGUCCUGCAGUAAAACUCAACAGGUAAACCGCUUGCUGCCAACCUCAUGCCUUUUGGUACCUGGAGACCCACAUGCUGAGAGAACCAGCUGCCAUCAAUUGUCUCCUGACCUCCAUAUUUGCGUUCUGACAUGUGCCCCACACAAAUUUAAUUAAAAAGAGAGAGAAAAGGACAGAGCAGAGAAGGCAUGAGGAAAGAAGGAGAGGACUAGUUAUAAUCUAUAGGAAGUAUUCCACAAGCAUCAGUUGGUAGUAGCUUGACUAAGCAUAGCAAACGCGUGCAUGCAUACUCCAUACCAGGAAAGGGGCUAAGGACGUUUCCAUUUGAGCAAGCUUGAGGCAAGUGUUGUUGCCUUCUUAGACAAAGCUUUUCAAGGUACCAGGACUCAGAAAGGUAGAACAAGGGCUAUUGCACACUCUCAUCAAAACACUGUCUUUAACUAGAAUGUACUUCCUGGAAUGUUGUAGAGUGGCUUCAGAUGCAGCUUAGGGAACUGAAGAUGGAUGAUGUGUUUAGCUGGUGAGGGAAUGUUCUUAUCUCGUCCAUGUCACCUCAGUCUUUUUAACCUCAGCUUUUUACAAAAGCAAAUUGUCUCAAUGUUCAGUUUUGUUGCUGUAUCUUGGGUCUUUUUUGUAAGUCCCCAGGGCUUUGUGGUUCUAUAUUGUACUCUACUGGUUCACAGCUCUAAAAGGACUCAGAAAUCCAUGGAGAGGGGGUGGGGGUGGGGGCAAAGGAGAAGACGCCUGAGCUUUCCUACCCAGUUCGCCAACAUUGCAGUCUUUCAGAGGGAACUUCCUGUCUAGAAAAUGACUAAUACAUUUCUUAUACAGGAAAUUGAAGCUGUCCUCUGGGCAGUUAGGAUACAUAAUCCAUUUGGAAAAUUCCAUGUUGGUCCCAUCCCAACAGACUCUUUUCUCAUUCAUUGCUCUGUGUUCUUUUCUGUUAUUGUUUCCUGCCAAGUUUAAAUACAACAGACUGUUCUUUAAUUUGACUUUUUUGAAGCAAAUCUAUGGCAGUUACUCUUUCAUGACAAAGAAAUAGGAAACACAUCAAAAAACAGUUUGUUCUGUUCCUGGCAGGAGUUAUCCACACUCCAACAAAGAGUUUCCAGACUACAGAUGCUCCUGGGCUAGACUGUUUGCAUGUGUUGGUCCACCGCUUUGAUAAGUAUGUCUGUUAGAAGUCACACUGAUUGCUUUGUUCACUCUAACUUCCAUUCAACUGAUAUGAAGAGUUUCAGAUUCAUCACACCCCACAAAUAUGCAUGAAUAGUUUGGUUAAUUGGUUUGUUAAAAAUAUAUUAUUGGACCAGUGCGAUGGCUCAGUGAUAGGCACCUGCCAUCAAGCCUAAUAAUCUGAUGAAUUCCAAAACCCCACAAAGAAGAGAACUAGCUCCUACAGAUUGACCACACUGGAUGCAUGCACAUGCAUACAAAUGUGUUCAUGCUUGCACACACAGUUAAAAUAAUAAACCAGGUGUGAUGGUACAGACCUGUAUUCAUACCAGUUAGAAAGCAGAGGCAGGAUAAUCACGACUUCUCAAGGCUAGUUUGGGCUACAUAGUGAGUUUAAAGCCAAUUUGAACUAUUCGAGGCUCUACUUCAGGAAAAAAAAAAAAAAAGUAAAGCAACUAUUGACUGUAAUGUUGAUUUUUCUUCAUUAUAAAAAGCUGUACUUUUUACCUCAUUCUUUACUUUUAGACAGUACAUACUGUGCUAUAUGACAGUUAAUAUUGUCAAUAGAGUCUAGAAUUACCUAGGAGGUAAUUCUGUGAGCAUGCCUGUGACGGAUCAUCUAGAUUAGGUUACUUGAGAAAAAGCCCAUAACUGUGGUAGCACCAUUCUACGACCUGGUAUCCUGGACUCAAGUACAAGAAGCUGAACCCUAGCCUUCACCACUCUGCUUCCUAGCAGCAGCUUCACUGUGACUAUAGCUGCUUCAUGCAUCUGCCUCAGUGCCAUCCUGAACCAUGAUAAAAAAGGCACUCAAUUAUGCGCUAAAAUAAACUCAUCUUUAAGUUGCCUUUUUCUGAUAGUUCGUUGCAGCAGGCAAGUCAGUAAUAUAGAUACAUUCUAGAGGUUACAAUCUGAUUCAAUAUGAACAGGUUAGGUGGUCAAAAAUGGUUGAUAGUCUAAUAACUGACAUUUAAAACAGUCUUUACAAGAACCUUUCAAAGUAUAAGUAUCACCACUAUGCUUGAUCUGUGGAGCAUCACUGAGAUGAAAGUAAUACAAAGUAGUUUUUGACUGUUUUCUCAAUGCCAUUGAGAAGUUGAAACCCUAGUAUGAAUGUAUCUGUAGUAGUCUUUCAAAAAUUCAAUACUGGCCAAGCAGUGGUGGUGCACGCCUUUAAUCCUAGCACUUGGGAGGCAGAAACAGGUAGAUUUCUGAGUUCGAGGCCAGCCUUGUCUACAGAGUGAGUUCCAGUACAGCCAGGGCUGCACAGAGAAAUCCUGUCUCAAAAAACAAACAAGCAAAAUAUUAAAUACUGUACCUAAGAUUAAAAAUAUUGUCAUAUCCUUUCAGCUACUACAGUAUCAACACACUUAAAUACCUAAUUUAUAAAUGUACUUUGAUGAAAGUAGAAAUAUAUCUCUUUUAUAGAAGAAUAAAACUCUUAACAGAGGAUGGAGAAGGUGGCUUAAUAUUUAAGAGCACACACUGAUCUUCUAGAAGGCCUAAGACAGUGAAUGAAUGGGUGAAUGAAUGAAUGAAUGAAUGAAUGAGAAUCUUUGCUAGGCAUGGCAAAUGCCUUUAAUCCUAGCACUCAGGAGGCAAAGACCUCUUGAGUUCUAGGCCAUUCUGGUAUAUAUAAUCAGUUCCAGGACAGUCAGAGAGCUGCAUAAUAGAGGGACCGUCUUUUAAAGUAAAGCAAACAAAAACAGUCAACAAGUACUCUCUUCUUGUAGCAUAUACUACUACUAUGUUUGUGUGAAAGACAAAGUGGUUGACAAUAAUCUAAAAUAAUCCUGUUAUCUGAGAAGAGGGGGCAGGCAUAGCAUAGCAUCUUAUUGAAUGCCUAUUAGGUGUAGUCCUAGCUACAUAAGGAAGAAAAGAAGAGAGGCAAAGAAGGCCAUAUCUUGACAAACUAAAAUAUUAAGAAAAUUAAAAAGGGAUCAAAUAUUUUAUAUCAAGAUAAAUAGCUUUGGUUUUCAUCUAUAAUACCUUGCUAAGCAAGGGUUUUAUCUUUUUCUUUUCUACUAUUGAAUUAUUCCUGAAAAAAAAAAAAGUAUUCUAGGGUAACAUUUUGCUUUUGUGUUGAUCAUAUGACCACUCUGAAGAAUUCUUAAUAAUUGCUCAAGUUGAAAAAGUAAAAGCCAAAGAAGUUUAUACCCGUCUCAGGUUUUUAGAUUAGUCUUAACAUGCUUCAUUCUUCUACAGUGCUAGUAAAGUUGCGUCGUUUAGAACUAGCUUGCUUGUUCUAUUCUCCGUCACUGAAGCCGCAUUCUUCUACAUCACAGGUGCUGUUUCUUUGGCGGUUUUGGAUGACCGUGUCUGAUAUCAGGAUACAAUUAAUCCACACACAUCUAAACAUGCCCUAUAUCCCUUAAAAUGCUUGAUUAUGUGGGAAAUGCCCAGUGCCUAAUGCUGAGAACUAAUGAAGCAAUGGAAUGUUAGAAUAUAAUGAUGAAUUAAUUGUAUGUUUCAAGUGUUCUGGUAAAGUGAAGUUUACCUAGGAGUUAAACUUAUAUUUGCUUCUUCAUGGCUCGUUAGGCCACUUUCUACUACUCACAACUACUCAAAAAUACUCUUAUUUCCCUUCUCAAGGGCUCCAGUCUAGUGUACUAGGCUCUACCAUACACUCUCUCACACAUAAAUACACAUAGGUAAAAAUUGGAAGUGAAGAUCUGCUAAUGAGAGAGUAUGUGGUGUUCACCUUUCUGAGCCUGGGUAACCAAAAAUGAAAUUUGUACUCAUCAGUAAAUAACUAAGACAAUUAUUUUUAUCUCAUUACGUUUCCAGUUCAGCUUGCCACAAGCCUUUUGGAAGUAUCUCAUGCCUCUUCAGCACUGCCACAUGUGUUCUAGCCUUUUGUCUUUUUCUUAAGUUUGGCUAAACCAAAUCAUCCGCUUUGUACUAUUAUAGAGAGCUGGACCAACUAAAAUGCCUUUGAAACUAUUUCUGUAAGUGAAACUUGUUUCCUAUGCUGGGAGGUGGACUCAUGGCUGGGAUCUCUUCCUUCUCUAUAGAAAGUAUCAAAAGAUUACUGGCCUGUCACUGUCCUUUCACCUUUAGUUUCAACAGGAACUCAGAUAGAGCCCAUUGAGCACAGAACAAAAGGUUUCUUUUAUUUGAAGACUGAGUUGUGUUCUCUCACUCUGUGAGCAAUAUCUACUCAUUCUAAAAAGCCUUCUUCAAGCAUGUUUCUUGUCCUAUUGUUUAGCCAGACAAGGCCAGCAGAUACUCCACAAAAACUUGUGCAAAAUUCAUAACUAAAUAAGGUCAAAAUCAGUGGCCUCCCAGUUCAAGACCUGUUCACUGCUUUUCAAGUAAUAAGGACUGUUUGGAAGAUGGGGUGGGGAGUGGGAUGCCAUUACUAAGGAUUGACCAUAGUGGUAAUUUGCACUUUUUUACAUUUAUUACACUUGUUUAGUCUGGGUGAUGGCAUAUAGCUGGAGUUGGUUCUUUCCCUUCCAUCAUGUGGAUUCUAGAAAUGGAACUCAGUAUACCACCUUUAACCACUGAGUCAUCUUACCAGCCCAAGAGGUGUAUUUUGGUGGACUUGCUUUUAUUUUCGUAAAAUGGAACUUCUUGUUAUCUAAAUGAAA
Mus caroli (Ryukyu mouse) is the source of this 9616-nucleotide messenger RNA. RefSeq names its product patatin like domain 8, phospholipase A2 (gene Pnpla8). The record is from RefSeq and is a predicted model, not a curated record. Gene Ontology annotation, cellular component: membrane. Lineage: Eukaryota; Metazoa; Chordata; Mammalia; Rodentia; Muridae. Gene Ontology annotation, biological process: arachidonate metabolic process.